AUGUCACUGGCUGAACAGUCUCAAAAGUGGUUUCCAACUCAUGUCCAAGCCACUGUUCUUCAAGCUGCUAAUUUACAACCCAAGGGCAAAAAUGGCACCAAUGAUGCUUACACCAUUAUCCAGCUGGGCAAGGAAAAGUACUCAACAUCAGUGGCAGAGAAGACCCUCAAUCCUGAAUGGAGAGAAGAAGCUUCCUUUGAACUACCAGGGUUACUUUUGGAUGGCAACCCAGAAGUCUAUGAGCUGUUGUUCAUUGUUAUGCAUCGGUCCUUGGUCGGGCUUGACAAGUUCCUGGGUCAGAGAGCCAUCAAACUCAAUGAAGUUUUUGACAACAAGCAACGACAGAAAACCGACUGGUACACCUUGCAGUCCAAACCGUCGAAGAAGAAAAAGGAGCGAGGACGCAUUCAAGUCAGCAUCCAGUUUAUGCGGAAUAAUAUGACAGCCAGUAUGUUUGACCUGUCCAUGAAGGAGAAGCCCCGCUCACCUUUUUCUAAGCUUAAAGUCAAAAUAAAGGGGCGCAAACAUGACGGUGACACAUCUUCAGCCAUCCUACCGCGCUCUGCAGCGUGCGACUCAGACGCUGAUUAUCAUCCAACUGCCACACAACCGCGAUCUCAGCCUGAGACGAAAGCUAAGAAAUCGUUACUCUCUGGUGCCCAGAAACUCUCUGCAGCGCACUCCAUGUCAGAUCUUAUUGGGACACACUUUCGACCAAAAUUAGACUCCAUGAAUUCCAUAGAAGAAAGCGGCACAGCUGCUCCUCACAGGCGUUCUCAGAGUGAGGUACCAGACCUCCAAGACAACGAGGCACACGGUGACCCUUUUACUGAUAUCAGUGACACCCUGCCACAAAAGUAUGCCACGCUCCCACGCAACCGCAAUCCAUUCGAGGGGGAUCAAGGGCAGCUGUGGGACAAGCCCAAGGAGAAAAAGGAGAAGAUCAGUCUACUGGAACGUAUGACCGGAAAGAAGGAUGGCCGCAAGACCAGCAAUGGGGGUCGUUUGGGCAGUGAAGGCAGUUCAGGAGACUUGCGCUCCCCGAACCCUUUUAGUGGCGAUUCAAAAAUGCACAAUAACCCUUUCAGCUCCAACUAUAAAACAAGUGACAAAAAGCCACUUGGAAAUAAAGACCUCAUUCUGAACCAAGGGAGCAGGGACAUCUACGCCAUGAAAAAUGAUGUGGUACAGGGGAAUAUGGACGCCUAUAGAAACUUGUCGUUUGAGGAAGUGGUGCAAGAUCUCAUCAAGCAUAAAGAAAUCGUGAAAAAGAAAGAUGCCCACAUCAGAGAACUGGAGGACUACAUAGAUAACCUGCUAGUCCGCGUCAUGGAGGAAACACCAAGCAUACUGCGGACACCCUAUGAACCUAAGAAAAAAGCAGGUAAAUUUAAUAAAAAGUAG
Molecule: messenger RNA, 1404 nt
Organism: Nerophis lumbriciformis (worm pipefish)
Lineage: Eukaryota; Metazoa; Chordata; Actinopteri; Syngnathiformes; Syngnathidae
Source: RefSeq, a predicted model, not a curated record